Messenger RNA from Bathycoccus prasinos, 678 nucleotides. RefSeq lists its product with no specific name. The coding region runs from base 1 to 678 and encodes 225 amino acids. The transcript has a single exon. NCBI's taxonomy places the organism in Eukaryota, Viridiplantae, Chlorophyta, Mamiellophyceae, Mamiellales, Bathycoccaceae. The record is from RefSeq and is a predicted model, not a curated record.
AUGCAGAACUACGUUCGCAGAGCGGCGUUGGCUUUGAGAAGCGGAGCCUCUUCUUUUGUGGUCAACGCGCAACAACGUACCACCAGCGUGAACAACUUUCCCGUGAGAGCGUAUGCGGCUUCCGGGGAAUCUCCGGUUCCGUUGAUAUCCACCGCGGUUGGAUCGAGAACGACGUCCCUGGCGGAAUGUUUCCAAAGAUUAUCGCAAAUCAACGCGGAGAUUAAAGAGUCUCGUCAGCUUCGUUUAGGAGGGAAGGAGGUGAAGAUGUUUUUGACCGUCGGGGCGACGGAGGCGGAUUUGAAGAAGGCGCUCGACUCCAUGGAAUUUUCAUACGUGGAAGUCGAAAAGGCGAGAGAUACGAUGCAAGAUAUCAAAGGACCGUACUGCGAAACGUCGCCGCUGUUACCGUUCGUCAGGAGGAUUCAACUCAGAGCGCCGUACACGAAGGCGAUCGAGAUGAAGAUUACGGAUUUGAUGUGCAAACAAGGCGUCACGAUAUCGCACCUCGACCAGUAUCGCAGCGGGAAGGAUAUCAUAAUGGAAGGUAUCGCGCACAUGCCCACCGGAGUCGCGGAGUUCCCCAAGCUCGACGAGGCGAUUUUCGUCCAGAAUCUGGAGAAGGAAGGGAUCAUGGUGAAGGAGUUUUCGAAGAUUGUCGGGAAUCCGGUGAACAAGUAA